CAAAGAGGAACAACUCUCACUGACUAAGAAUGGCAGCGCGGCAGACGACAUUUACGUGUGCUUGCUUUUAUGUUGACAACAUCUUCAUCAGCAAGUACAAACUGCACGUUUCGUAUGAAAAUAAAACUCAGUUCAUUAGCAACUAUGCACAGAUUUUGAGGAAAAGAGGAUGUGUGACUGAAGAUCAGUUUGAAGCAGUGGUGACUGAGAUUGAAGCAGAAAUUGCUAGGAGAAGGUCUUUAGGGUUUGAGUCCCUAAGGCGAGAAGCUGAGAUCAGGGAAAGGUUCACUCCACUUCACAAAGAAGUUUAUUAUUUGAAGGAGGAUUAUCUGGAUCCUGACUUCCUGCAUAUUGUGUUACAAGCCAAGACAGCCACCAGUAUCCAGUCUGUUUCACACCUGAUGGAAACACUGGGUGAGGGUCUAUUCAGACUGCCUGUGUUCACAAAGCAGUUUUGUCACCUGCUACUAGAUGAGCUAGAUGCAAUAGAAAAAAGUGACUGUCCCAAGGGACGACCAAACAGCAUGAACAAAUCUGGGAUUCUUCUCAAUGAAUAUGGAUUUGACACCUAUCUGCUAGGCCCUUUGAGACAGCACUAUCUGGCCCCUGUAACUUCACUUCUCUUUCCUAAUUCUGGAGGCAUCUGCUUGGACUCGCACAAAGCUUUCACUGUAACCUAUGGAUCUGGCCACGACCUUGACCUCAGCUGUCACUUUGACAACAGUGAAGUGACCUUGAAUGUGGCCUUGGGUUAUGAUGGAUUUUCUGGAGGUCAUUUAGUUUUUGGAAGAAUGAAGGAUGAGCUAGCCUCACAGGAUAGUCUCAAAACUCCGCUUCAUGUAGAGCAUCGAACUGGCUGGGGAGUUCUUCAUCGAGGAGGACAUAUGCACAGUGCUGAGAAGCUGCUUGGUGGUAAGCGGUGCAAUUUGAUCAUGUGGAUGCGGUCUUCUGCUGUGCGCAAUGUUACCUGUCCCAUGUGCAGUCAGCCACCACAACUGUUGCCAACUCCUGGUGCAGAUGAUGGUUUCACAAUUCAGGAUCAAGGGACACAAAUAACUGUUCCAAGACAACGUGAAGUGGAUGUAUGUCAUGCAUUAUGAAAGUUGUUCUUUAAGAUGUGUUGUGACAUUAUGGAAUGAUUUUUAUGAGUUUCUGUGACAUAAUAGGGGGUGUGGAGAGCCUAGUGGUUAGAGCAGCAAAGUCAGAACCUAAAAUUAUGAACACUAGCCAAGUCGGAUACCCAGUUGAUACAGCAUACUUCCUUCAGUUGAUACAGAAUACUUCCUGCAGGUGAUGCAGCUGUGGAGUGGGGACCUGAUUGUGUACAGGGUUGGGGAAUGUGAAGCAGUGAGGGAGAGAAGAUCCAUCCUCACAAAAGCUUGCUGUCAGAUAAUAAAGGGCUUUAACAUCUCACUGCCCUAUAACCUUAUCGUUGCAAAACUAUUGUCUCUUUUUUAUUACAUGGUGUACAUAGAACAUUUCUGUGAAUGGACUGGUAAGUAGAAAUGUCUAGCAUAAGGUAAACAUGAUUCAUACUAACCUAAUAAAAGAAUGAAGUAAACAUCCAAUCUUGUAAAACAAUAUCAUUUUCUAUUCUGAUAUAAAGCAUUUUUGAGUGAAUUCAUGAUGAUGACCAUAAUGAGCAAUUGUCUGCGUACAUGUAUAAGCUCAGAUGUAUUGGUUUGUUCAAGAUAUAGCUUAAGGCCAAGAUUAUGUAUAGAGCACAGAUAAGACACACUUGAAAACAUAUUUGUCUGUUAGGUACACAGCUGUAAACUCAUGAGAACAAAAAAGCCAUAGCUGAUUAUAAUGUGUGUCCUUCUUCAUUUCCUGGACCAUACCAUAUCACAAGGAGUUGAAAAAUAUAAACACCUUAUGUCAAUGGAAAA
Pomacea canaliculata is the source of this 1889-nucleotide messenger RNA. Its product is annotated as 2-oxoglutarate and iron-dependent oxygenase domain-containing protein 2-like. The transcript has 6 exons. Lineage: Eukaryota; Metazoa; Mollusca; Gastropoda; Architaenioglossa; Ampullariidae. The record is from RefSeq and is a predicted model, not a curated record. Bases 30 to 1100 code for a protein of 356 amino acids. Gene Ontology annotation, molecular function: iron ion binding; L-ascorbic acid binding; oxidoreductase activity, acting on paired donors, with incorporation or reduction of molecular oxygen.